Cricetulus griseus (Chinese hamster) is the source of this 3434-nucleotide messenger RNA. Lineage: Eukaryota; Metazoa; Chordata; Mammalia; Rodentia; Cricetidae. The record is from RefSeq and is a predicted model, not a curated record.
UAAAAAAGAAAUCGGAUGCCUCAUUUUGUUUCCCUCUUCAGUUUACCCAUAUUAACAUUGUUUUUAUUUGGUUACUCUGACAAGGGAGAAGAUGUCAACCGGACACUAGAAGGUGGAAGGAAGCCUCUUCAUUAUGCAGCAGACUGUGGACAGCUUGAAAUCUUGGAAUUUCUGCUGCUGAAAGGAGCAGAUAUUAAUGCUCCAGAUAAACAUCAUAUUACCCCUCUUCUGUCUGCUGUCUAUGAGGGUCAUGUUUCCUGUGUGAAAUUGCUUCUGUCAAAGGGUGCUGAUAAGACUGUGAAAGGCCCAGAUGGACUGACUGCCCUUGAAGCCACUGACAACCAGGCAAUCAAAGCUCUUCUCCAGUAAUGGAUGGAUGGAUGGACUGAUAAUUUGGGAAGAAUGACUCUCCUGUGGCCUCACACUGCUGCCUGUCUGUCUGUCACUUUCUAUCUGCCAGCUUCUUCAGCUAAAUACUUUAAGAGGGGUGAGGGGGGAGAGAAAUUCGGAACAAAGCAGACUACCAUGGGGGGGACUUGUUUUGGAGGAGCAGUGGGGAAUGUGAUCGGGCUUUUAGUGGGAUUCCCGAUCAAACCAGCCUCUUUUCCAUUUCUAGUAAAAUAGACAGCUUAUACCCAAGGGAGAGCAAAAAUAGUGUAUGGGAAUCCUUGGACCUUCUCAGCUCCCGAGUUAAUUUAUUCAUUAGUGUGUGGAAGGUCUGACUGUACAAGGCCAACUCUACUUAUUGGGUAGCCCUAGCUGUGAACAGUAGUGGCUGCUGUUACCAACUUAGGGUGCUGAGAUAAGCAAUUAGCUACAGCCUUCUGCCUUAAGAAUGCACUCUCCUGGGGGUUCCUGGCUAGGUAAGAGCGCUGCCUAUGGUUAGUGACCAAAAUCUUGAAUGACUUUAAUCUUUAUGUGAAAGCUCAGAUAAGUGGCACACCCCUAAAUUGAUGGACAGCUAAACUUUGGAUUUUCUCUCCCCUUUCACAUGAAUUUUAUGUCUCUUUAGAUAAAACUGACUAGUUUUAUUUAUAAAAUGUUAAAUUCUAGGAGCCUAAAGGAGGAAUCAUUCCAGUAUGCUUAUUUCUUUUUUUUCUCCUUUAGUCUCAGACAUUUAUAUAACAUUGAAACACUUUGAGACUCCUACUGGUAGUAAAGGGAGAUUUAAAAAUAAAAUCAUAGCCAUAAGCGUGUUAGUAUCUUAUAAAGAGAGAACAGUUGUCUUAGUACUUACGGAUUUUCUUCAUUUGCUAUUUGAGUGAAUCAGCCUUAGUUUUGUUUGGAAAAUGAAGAAUAUUCUUUGGAAUGCCUCUCUUAAGACCCACCAUGGAUGCUGAUUUUGUAGUGCACCAAAGCUAUCACUGGGGUGAGAUGUACUAUUUGGAUAGAUGGAACCUCGUCCCUUCAAAAACCUGCUUGUUUGUUACCAGGUUUCCCUGAGUUGUUGAUUGACUCUUAUUGGGCCAAAACGACCCCACCUGCCUAAUGUUUUUGUUUCUCUUACAAUCAUGUGUUGCAUACAUGUGACAACUUCACAGUACAUUCUGUGUUCUUAGAAUACAGUGCCCUAAAAUGGUGUUCUGAGGACCUGCCUGUAGAAAAUUUAGACUUAUCUCUAAAUUUUAAUUCAUGAACAAUAAAAUGAAUUAAAACAUACAACCUUAGAUUUGAUAUCUUAUAUUUAAAGUAUUAAGAUUUCUUUGACUUGCCAUCCACACAGGCUUAUAAAAAUUAUUAUAGUCUUUCCUUAACCAAGUCAUGCAAUAAUUGAAUGUACCUCAAAUUUUUAAAGGGUGGGUGGGAUAGGGACUUACAUUCAAAUUAUGGGUAAUUAGAAAAAAUGAUUUUUUUUUUUUUUAGGGCAAUGUAGCAUUCUAUAGCGGGGUUAAACUAACUAUUACCAAGAACAGUCAGCCUGACUAAAUAACUAUCGAUCAGUUGAUGGCUGGUUGGUGUGUGUGUGUGUGUGUGUGUGUGUGUGUGUGUGUUUUCCCCCAUGAACUCUUUUUUAUCCUGUGGCUUUUUCACUUUCAACUAGCCUGACCCUGUAAUUUUUCUAUGUCCAAGAAAACAAUCACAAAACAGUAGUUUAAAUACUUUGGUAUAUUGGCUAACUCUGCUGUCUUAAUGCAACCUACUAGAGUUGGACAUCCUGAUAGUAAGUGGGGGCACUCAGUCUGUAGCUAUCAUGUAAUGCACCAGGGUGUUCUGAAACCUUUGUUCUCACCUCUUGGCAUACUGCUGUUUCAAAGGCUUGAAUUUUAACCCUUUACAGAAUUGUCAUUUUUUUCUUUCAAAGUGUUUUGUUACAGUUGGCUAUUACAGAGAGUAUAUUGUCUUAUCAUUCCUAAACUUGGGUCUGCUUUCUACAGUCAUUAUGGUACUGAAACCAUACGAUCCCUUGUACAGUUUAUCCUUGUGUUCCUUGUGAUGCAGUAGAGGCUAUUUUGCCUUCCCCCCUUUGUUGGCCAUUUUGUAAACCCAUAGCUAUGAAGCAAUUGCUUGAGAAAAUAGCAUAUAAACAUAGAGUAAGAUAGACUGACCAGGAUGGUUUACAGUUUCUUUUAAAAAAAAUAAAAUAAAAUAAAAUAAUAAAAAGUAAACUAGGUUAUUUAUAAUGUAUUUCUGAACCACUUGGCAGAGAAAUUCAUGACACUUAAUGUUAAUAUUUUUGAAUAAAGAAAGCUAAAAUGUCUGCUUUUGGUACUACACGCAUUAAUAAAAGGUUAAGUUUUGUUUUCCACUGAAAUACUAUUUAACAUCUCAGAAAAAACCUGCAUGUUCUAUAGUUUUGUAUCAAAUCCAUCAUUUCAUAUGCACUGUAUCAAAACAGGUAAUUUACCUUUUGAUGGUUAGUGUUCUGAUACCCCCCACAGCUUCACGCCGGCUCUGUAGAUUUGAGUUCUAUCUACUACAGCACUUGCAUAUCCCAGCUCACUUUGUACAACCAGCUGGGCACAGAAGAAAGGCAGUAGCUGCAGCAUGUGGAAGCCUUCUAGUCAUUUCUUUGCCUGGGUAAGGGAGCUUCAGUUUAUGUGUACUUGACUUUUUUUUUUUUCAACUUCAGCUCAGCUGCUGUUUCUUCAUGUAACAUUGUAUACUGGUUCUGUAUAGAAGAAGCUGGUAAGAGUGCCCUCCUACCUAAAUAAGCAAUUGCAGUGUUUUGCAUGCAAAAGUUGAAAAUUUCAAUUGUCCUGAUUCUAUUUUGUAAGUGGAGAAACAAUCAAUCUUUCUAGGCAGUAUGGAGGAAGACUAGUGCUUUGUGCAUUUUUGGUAUAUUUGAGUUCAUGGUUCCACAGCAUCGUCAUUCCUUUGACACAGUUGGGUUUCUCAUAAGUAUCCUAGUUCAUGUACAUCCGAAUGCUAACUAAUACUGUGUUUAAGUUUCGUGUUGCAAGAACAAAUGGAAUAAACUUGAAUUGUGCUACAGA